ACAUCAAUCGAAUCACAAGUGCUGAGAGAAAAUAAUUUCUUUUUCUGUUAUUGUCGUCAUUCAUUGCGUUUGUUCGUUUUCCUUUAAUAUUGUUAUUUGUGCAAAAAAAAACUGGGAACGAUUUAAAAAUAAGUUGCCCAGAAGUAAUUGUGACGAUAAAAGGUGAAAAUUUGUGAAAAAAAGCAGAACCAUAAAAACGAAUUCGUAAAACUCAUUUUACAUUGCAAUUUACUGUUGACAACAUCCAAGAAGCAAUUCGUAAAAAAAAAUCAAAAAACACCGAAACACACAAUGACCGAUUUAAAAUUCAUCGUUUCUGAAGUAAACAAACUAAUUAACACGGACUACAACAUGAUAUCAUUCGAUGCGCUGCCAAUUGCAAAUUUGGUGCAAAUUUUGGUGGACGUGUUGCACGAUUUUGGUGCAUUAUCGAAGUUUGAUGUAAAAGAGUCAGAUCCCGACUUCACUAAGACCCGCAUAUUGGAAGCGCUCAAUCGGAUUCAAUACCAUCGAGUGGAGCAGAAUUAUGCAGCUUUAUCGAGAAAAUUAUUGAUUGGCGAUAAAAACGAAAUUUACAAUAUUUUUCAAUAUAUUUUUAAGGACAGUGAGAAGAAUCGGAAUGCUGUUUAUUUAUCCAAAUACUUAAUACCAAUUGCAUUGCCACCUGAAGCUCUGGCCAAUCCAGAUAUUGGCAUGCUGCAAGAUGAAUACAAUAUCUUAAUGAGUGAAUUCAAAGAAGCACACAAACAAUAUCAGAAAUCGAUGAAGGAAAAUUCACAGGUGCGCGAAUUACGCAGUGAUAUCGAUAUCAUCGAAAUGGAAAAAGAGAAUGUGAAAAAAAGGAUCGACCGCACACAGUCACGCUUAGACAAGCUGUCGAAUCAGGAGUUAGUCUUGGAAUCGGCUCAUGCGUUGCGAAUCGAAAGGGAACGACAAAAGGAGCUCAAAACGCAGCUUGAACACCAAACACAAGACAUACAAAGAGCAUCAACGAUUCACAUGAGGUUGCAAAAUGAAAUGAAAAUUGCCCGCACCAAUUCAAUGGAACUAUCGCCACAGCAAAUAAUGAAUUCACUGGAGGAAAAGACGCAGGUACUCCAAUUUAUGGUUGAAGAGAAGUUGCCAAAGGAAAUAACAGCAAAAAAAUUGGAGCUGCAAGCAUACGAAGAUGUAAUCAACGAACGUAACAUUAAUAAUCAGUACUUGAAUAAUCUGCAAAAUCAGAUUGAUAAAUUGAGCCGAGAGACAAAGGCAAUAUCGGAAAGUCGUCUGGUCGAACGUGAAUCCGAUAAUUUAUUGCCAUUUCGCCAACAAGCGGCCACUGUGAUUCGAAUAAAAGAAACGUCCGCCGAGCAAUUAGACGAUCUAACAAAAUCGAUUCGCGAAAUUGAUGCAACCAUUGCACGAAAACAGGCCGAAUUGAAAGAACGCGUCGGUGAAACAUAUUUACGCGGUGACGAUUUAAAGCAGUACGUAAAUAUGUUAAAGGCCAAAAGUUCAGUUUAUAAGAAACAACGUGCCGAAUUAUCAGCCCUUGAAAUUGAAUACAAAGAUUUGGAACGCACAUUGGAGAAAUUGAAAGACCAGCAUCCAUCGCUUUAUAUACCGACAACAAAUCAGACGAAUGGAUCCGAUGAUGCUGAUAACAGCGGUUUGCCUGAUGAUAUAAAACCAUUAAGUGAUAUAGCCAAUGCCACUCCGAUGGAUAUUUCACGGCUGGUAACGCAUUUAUCGAAAGUUGUGUCUUCGACUCGGGACGAAGUCAGCACAUUGUUGCACGAAUUGCAGCCGCUUAAGGAGAGGAUUAUGCUGCUGAAAGAUGAUUGCGAUGAGAAGAAAAAGACGUACAAUGCACUGCAAACGCAAUUGAAUACCGAAUAUGCAUUGAUUCAAAGUGAAAUAACUGAAACGGAAAAUUCAAUAAAAGAUUUGGAACGCACAUGGAAGCAUUUGCAGACGAUACAAAAUCGGCACAAAGCAUUACUGCAAAAAGCGCAAGAAGAGCUUGAAGGGAACACUUCGAAUAAAUUAUCGCUGAAGGCAACACUUACCGAUCAGAUCAAAGAACAAGAGAAUACAUUGGCUGCAGUGAAAGAGGAGAUUCAAAGGUUGAAAAAUGACAAAAAUAAUAUUGGAAUACAGCGCAGCAUGUGGUUGGACUUGAACAGAUUAUUAAGUGUUAAAAUUGAAUGCCACCGUGAUGCUGCUGAAGCUGGAGCUGGUGGGAUUUUAUCAGUAAACAAAGGUGCCGAAACGUUCACACUCAGCUAAACGAAGAGAAACAUGUGGAUUUGGAAAUUGCACUACCUGCACUGUCGGCCGGAAACAUCACACACACAGACACAAAACCCAAUCGAUUGGUGAACUUCAAUUAGUUUUAUCAUUUUUAAUAAAUCUUUAAAAAAAUGUUUAAAACACACCGGUACGCCGGUCAAUUUGAAAAAUGAAACAAUAAAAACAAUGAGUAGUUA
Molecule: messenger RNA, 2471 nt
Organism: Contarinia nasturtii (swede midge)
Lineage: Eukaryota; Metazoa; Arthropoda; Insecta; Diptera; Cecidomyiidae
Product: intraflagellar transport protein 81 homolog
Exons: 11
Coding region: 292-2271 (659 amino acids)
Biological process (GO): cilium assembly; intraciliary transport
Cellular component (GO): intraciliary transport particle B; cilium; centrosome
Molecular function (GO): tubulin binding
Source: RefSeq, a predicted model, not a curated record